AUGCCAUAGGUACCAAAAAAUGCUUCUAUAUGCUUGAAAGUAUUGGAGAGGGUAAGCUCAUCAUUCUCUAUCAUUCCACUACUUUUCAUCCUCCUAGCUGCACUCCUGCCUUAUCAAAAAUUAAAACAAUUUUUUUUUCCUUACUGUACAAACUUAACUCAAAAAUUUAAUUGUGAAUCUGAUUCUUUUGUACUCAAGCGCAAAAAAUUAUUCUAAACAAAAUAAGCGAAAUUCAUAUUUUUCCCAAAAUUUUAAUAUGGUCAUACUAGUUAUGUUAUGUCAGUCUAUUUCUCUCCUGAUGGAAAUACAUUAGCUUCUGGUAGUUAUGAUAAGUCUAUCCGUCUAUGGGAUGUAAAGACAGGAUAAGAAAUUAAAUCCUCUGAUAAAAACUACAAAGAUAUUCUUGCAUAAUUUAAGAUUGCACCCUAAAAAAAUUCUCAAUUAUAGAAGGUACUAUUAAUUUUUUUAAUAUUUUUAGCCUCCAAUUACAUCACUACCCUUCUGA
Paramecium primaurelia is the source of this 505-nucleotide messenger RNA. Lineage: Eukaryota; Ciliophora; Oligohymenophorea; Peniculida; Parameciidae. The record is from the annotation of a GenBank genome assembly.